Molecule: messenger RNA, 4062 nt
Organism: Saprolegnia diclina VS20
Lineage: Eukaryota; Oomycota; Saprolegniomycetes; Saprolegniales; Saprolegniaceae
Exons: 22
Coding region: 43-3966 (1307 amino acids)
Biological process (GO): microtubule-based movement; mitotic spindle organization
Molecular function (GO): microtubule binding; microtubule motor activity; ATP binding
Source: RefSeq, a predicted model, not a curated record
GAAAGGUCGGACCCGUUAAAACUUCGUGGCGGUUUUCACAUCAUGGGCGACAACGUCCAGGUCGCGGUGCGCGUCCGGCCCUUCAAUGAGCGCGAGCGGGGCAUGAACAGCACGUCCUGCAUACGUAUGGUCAAGGAGACGCAGCAGACGAUCAUCACCGACCCCGAGACCAACGUCGACAAGUCGUUCACGUUCGACUUUAGCUACGACUCGUUCUCACCACCCGGUGACCCGCAGCACGCUUCUCAGGACGUGGUCUGGGACGACCUCGGUAUCAAGGUGCUUGAGCACGCGUGGACAGGCUUCAACGUGAGCCUCUUUGCGUACGGCCAAACAGGCGCCGGCAAGUCCUUCUCGAUGGUGGGGUACGGCGACGACAAGGGCAUCAUUCCCCGCGCGUCCCAAGUCAUCUUCGAGCGCAUCAUGUCCAGCGACGCGGCCGAGAUCAUUUACAAAGUGGAAGCAAGCAUGAUGGAGAUCUACAACGAAAAAGUCAAAGACCUCUUCAACCCGUCCUCGGACAACCUCAAGGUCCGUGACCACCCGAGCCAAGGGCCGUACGCCGACGGCCUCACGCGCAGCGCUGUCUCAACAUACGAAGAAAUCACCGCGCUCAUGGACGCUGGCAUCAUGGCGCGCACGACCGCGUCGACCAAUAUGAACGCAACGAGCUCGCGCGCGCACACGAUCUUUCAGAUCAUCGUGACGCAGAGUCGCGUCGAUCCAACGACCAACAAAAUGACAGACAAAGUGAGUCGGAUCAAUCUGAUCGACUUGGCUGGCAGCGAGCGCGCGGCAAGCACGGGUGCUACUGGCGCGCGUCUAAAAGAAGGUGCAGCCAUCAACCAGUCGCUGUCGGCGCUUGGCAACUGCAUCUCGGCGCUUGCCGACAAUGCCAGUGGCAAGAAAAAGAUACUCGUGCCCUACCGCAACUCCAAGCUGACGCACUUGCUCAAAGACUCGCUUGGCGGCAACGCCAAGACGAUCAUGAUUGCCGCGCUCAGCCCCGCCAGCGUCAACUACGCCGAAACGCUGAGCACCCUUCGGUAUGCGGACCGCGCCAAGCAAAUCAAGAACCAAGCCGUCGUCAACGAAGACCCGAACCAGCUCCUGAUCCGCCAACUCAAGGAAGAGCUCGAGCAGCUUCGAAAGGCCAUGAUUGAGAACGGCGGUUUGGACGCUCGCCCUGGCUCGCGCAUGAGCUCGCGGGACGAGGCGCACCGCCCCGACUCGCGCGGCGGCGAAGAAAAGACGGCCGAAGCGCUGCAAAAGGAGGAAGAGCUAGCUGCGAUCCGCGAGCAGCUCGAGGAGAACCAGCGCUUAUUGAAAGAGAGCGAAAAGUCCUGGACCGACCGGCUCAAGGAGACGGAAGAGCUCGCCAAGAAACGCGAGGACCAGCUGAAAGCGAUUGGGCUUGCGACCAAUGUGAACGACAUUCGAGCCAAGGCCAAGACGGAGCCGCACUUGAUCAACCUCAACGAAGACCAGCAAAUGAGCGAAAAGCUCUUCUACUUUAUCACAAUGGGGACCAACAAGGUCGGGCGCACCGACGCCGACGAGCCGCAAUCGAUCAUUUUGGGCGGUCUCGGCAUCCUCAAGCAGCACUGCGUCAUUGAGCGCUCCGAAACUGCGCUCUCUAUUUCAAUACAGCCAGGCGCGAACGUCUAUGUGAAUGGCGAGCCAGUCAAAGACGGCGACAUCCGCGAGUUCGCCCACAACGACCGCGUCACCUUGGGCAACGCCAACGUCCUUCGGGUGGUCAUUCCAAGCGCGCGUGUCGAACCCGCACUCGACGAGACGAUUUAUGACUGGCAGUUUGCCAUGAAGGAGCUCAACUGCAAACAAAUGGAUUUGAAAGAAGACAAGGGCGAGACUGACAAGGAGCUCGCGGAAAUGGAGUCGCGUAUCAAAGAGAUGGAAGAGCGAAUGCGCGAAGAGCGCGAGGCCGCCGAGCGCAAGGUCCAAACACAAAAAGACGAGUGGGACGCGCACGUCAAGCAGAUGCAAGACGACAUGAAGCUGCAGGAGGCGAACUUGAAGCUCCAAUUGCAGCAGUCCGAGGAGGGCGGCAACGUUGAUAAGAGGAAGCUCGCGACGCAGCUCGCCGAACAAGAGACCAAACUGGCCGAAGAAAUGGCCAAAGCCGAAGUCGCCUACGAAAAGAAGCAGCUCGAGCUCGUCGAGAAGCAGCGCGCGCUCGAAAAAAGCCUCCAGCUGCAAAUGCUCGAGACCAAGCUCCUCGCGGAAAAGAAGGAGCGCGAGCAGGCCGAGCGCGCGCUCCUCUCGCAAGAGCUGCUGCAUACGAUCCCGCUCGUAAAGGAAGCCAACAUGAUCAGCGACGAGCUCCAAAAGCACGUGGGGUUUGCAGUCAAAUUGCUUCCCACAAAGCCCGACUUGCACAGCACCGCGGUCGCGCUUGCCGACACGAUUGGUACGGAAAUCAAAAUCCAAGUUUCGUUCCAGGACGCCGGCACGUACCGCACCGUGCUCUGGGACAUUGAAAAGUUCAACAACAUGAUCUACGAGAUGCGCGAGCUCUACCAAGUAUUUAUCGAGCGCGGCCGGAUGCUGGAAGCCGUCCACGUACCAGACGGCGGCAUCGACCCGUUUUACGAGCCGCCGAGUCCGCAGCUCAUUGGCCGGUCGUACAUUUUUCUGAGCAGCCUUGUCUACGGACUCAAGAUUACGGAUACCUUGCCGAUUCUCGACUCGCGCGGUGUCGUGUGUGGGAAGCUGCUCGUCGAGAUCACACCAACUAUAUUGACCCACGCGUGGCAAGAGCAGCAACGCAACUUGAUUGCUGCCGGCGGCGAGCUCAUUCCGGUGCCGACACUGCGGUCCUUCCCGAAUACGAACCUUCGCGUGCACUUUACCAUCGUGUCGCUCGCGGGCAUUCCCGGCAAGCUCUGCCGCGAUGUCUUUGUCGCUUACAAGUGGUUUCAUGACGAGACGAACCAUGUCUCGGAGGUCUCGGCGACGCCGUCCGUGGACCCGCAGCUCAACUUUGUCGAGUGCCUCGAGACGCUAAUUUCGGACGAGCUUGUGGCGUACCUCGAGUCGACGCCGGUCGAGGUAUCCGUGUUUGGAAACGUACCGAGCAGCUCGCUCAAGACGCUGCCGCACGAAGUGCUGUCGCUCGAGGAGAAGAGUGGGAAGAAGGAAACAGUGGCCGAGUCGGUGGAGAUGCUCCAAGACUCGCUGCACUCGGCGGAGAUGCGCAUGGAGAUGCAGGAGAAACUCCUCGUCGACAACUCGAUGGAGCUCGAGCACCACCACAUUGAAGUCGACGGCCUCCGCUCGAGUCUUGUGACGGUCCAAGCCGAGCGAGACCAGCUCCUCGAGCUCGUCUCGCAGCUGCAAAAGACAAACCGCAACAUGAAAGAGCAGCUCGGCGCCCGCGUCUACGAGUCUGAGUCGGCGCCGAUGCAAAACACAUCGAAAAAUACCGUUGAAUUGACAAGUGUGAGCUGCCAAACCGAGGACGAGCUACUGGCGUCGGACGACGGCCACAAGCACCGGCACCGGAAGCGAAAGAAGAAGGUCGUUGCCAUCGAGACAACGGACGACACGAGCAGUGCGUUUGACAACUUAGCGAUGGAAGGCUCACCCGUCGAGCCGUCCGAGCAGUCGAGUAUGGACUGUACCGAGUCAGACAUCGAGAAGCCAAUGCCUUGCGCUCCAGAGCCACCACCAGUCGCCGCGCCCGCACCGGUACCCGAGGUCGAAGUGUCCGCGCCCGUAGCGGACGACGCACCGCCACCUAGUGGAGUGCCAGAGGCAUCUCAGAGCAAACCGAGGGGCUCGGUCGUCGCCAAGAGCACCGCCAAGGUCCACGUUCUCAACGAAGUGCCGUCUGCACCGCCGAGAAGCCACCACUCGGUGAACGAAAAGCCGCUCGUCGUGGCGGUGGACACGGUCAUUGCGACCCAGAAAGGCAAGGAGAAAGGCAAGUGUGUCGUUCAAUAACUAACUUAUUCACGCAUCCGACAUCGUCGCUCACUUUGGCAAAGAUUCCAUGUUGCACUUUCCACAAUUAAAAACGCUUUCGGAAGUGCCUUUGAG